Messenger RNA from Phaeodactylum tricornutum CCAP 1055/1, 5500 nucleotides. RefSeq lists its product with no specific name. The transcript is spliced from 5 exons. The coding region runs from base 1 to 5460 and encodes 1819 amino acids. Lineage: Eukaryota; Bacillariophyta; Bacillariophyceae; Surirellales; Neidiaceae. The record is from RefSeq and is a predicted model, not a curated record.
AUGACGACAUCCGCACUGCAGGGCUUGGCUCGGUAUCUGAACGACGGCUUUGAGUAUGUGCGGGCGAACCUAUGGAACGUUGCCGUUGCCCUGAUCCUACUGCAUUUUGUGCAAAGGAAAUUCAAAGACUACUUUGUCUCUCGAGGAGCCGCAUAUCGACUGACACACACCGAUGCAGUUCGCGCGUCGACCGGCAGCGACACGACCAGUGCUGGAUCCUCGACAAAGUCUCGUAACGAACAGUUGCGGGCUGCACGUGAACGGCAACAAGAAUUUGCGAAUCAAAAAGCCAGGGAAGCCGCCGUUGAGCGAAAACGCAAGGCGGAAGCCGACCGCACACGAAAAAAUAGAAUCGUUGCGGACCAGGCAAAAAUCGAUCGCGCGGGGGGCAGGACGAUCGGGGAAGCAACGUCAACAGAAGCAGUAAACAACAUGGGAUAUAAUACCGUGCAACCUUGGACGGGAAGUACCGGUGGAUACAGAAUACUCGGCCCAUAUGAUUACCAGUAUUUGCCAGCGAGCACAGAAAUCCUCGGAAAGCAGACAAGAUACCUGCUCAAUAGCUUGAAUAGCCAAAGAAAAUACGUGACGGUGAAUUCACAGUUGCUUUACUUCCAUACACCCAACUGCAUGUGUGAUGAUCUGCCUCACGAUUUGCUGCUCAAUCUCAUCGAUGCAGCAAAGAAGAAUGAUACAGCAUCAUGCGCUUCGUUGCUUGGACACCGUAAGCUUGCAUCAAAGGGGUUGAACUGCUCUCUCUUAAAAUGCUCAGCUUCGGCUCGCAAAAUUCAAAGAAGACUGUUUCCCCUACAUCAAGAAAAGGAAUGCACGACGUAUUCCCCAGAUAAUUUCGAGAAUCUCGUCGAAGCCCUGAUGCUGUCGCCAUCUGCAUACGAGACACCCUAUAUUGUUGCUUGUGAGGUUUUGGAAGUUGGCAGCAGUCUUGGUUUCUCAACCAUCUCCACAAUUUUGGUGCACAUUCAGACUUUUCUGCGGCGAGAGAUUACUUCGUGGCUAGACCGUGAUCGAAAGUUGGUCCAAAAUUCAAGAAUAGCGCGAUCUGUUCAACCUUUGGGAGGCGAAAGUUUAGCAAAGCGAAGCCCAAAGUUUUGGAUACUUAAACUGGUGAAGAUAAUCUCAGGUGUCUUUAAUUAUCAAUUGCCGGAGAGUGCUGAAUGCGAUGGGGUAUAUGAAGAAGUCGAAAGUGCAGACGAUUGGACUGCUCCACUAAAAUUGCUGCCGCUCCUCAUUUCUUAUACGCGACAAAUCGAUUUUUCUGUUCAUGAAGAUAUUUUUGAUGCUGUAUUCUCUGACUCUUGUCGAAGCGACCGACUACUUGUGUGGAUACACUUGGCUUCCGACCAUAGGCUGCAUUUAAGAGAUAGGGAAUGGGACAGAAUUGAGGGGGCAGUGGAGUCUACUCUUGAGAUGCAACAGUUUUCAGUCCAUUUCCGCCAAGCCGCGGAGCUUUCCAAAUUUAUACUAUCAUUCUGCUCAUUUUUUUGUGCGACCUCAAGUCAGGUUCGUUUACUCCGUUGGCAAAUUCUUUUGCUUCGACUUUUGAGUGAAGUAGCCCAUGAUGUCCAAUUAUACUUUUCCGUGGAGGCGGAAAUAGAGACAGGUCUUCUUUUGCUACAGUCUUCGAAUCUCAGAAAACUAUCUGUGAGCUUCUCAUCUAGCUCUUUUGAGACGCCUUCAUUUGUGUUGGUUAACGUUCUGUUACUCUUCAUAAGAGCUUGUCAGUUAUCUGGAUUGAAGCUGGUGGGGGAUAUACUUUCGAAUACAGCUAUUAAGGAAGUCCAAGGUCUCGUCUUUCCCGUGUGCUGGAACAAAAUAGUCCUAUUGCUCUCGCCAAAACGGAUUCGUCAUAUGAAAACAGAAAACAACCAAAAUAUGUUCAAUGCGGUUUUUGACGGUGCCAAAUACAUCGGAGGAGGAGUAUUUAAAAAGUCGGAAUUGCCUAUUACGGAACUCUGCGCUUCUGGUGCAAUAGUUUUUCAAAGUCUGCACUUGUUCGGCCAAGCGAAUACUUUUGGGUCGGACAUGGAAUAUAUCUCAAAGUCAAUGACGUACAGAAAGUGGUUAGGUGCUGUAGAGCAAGCACUUGAUUUAAUGGUUGCCUCGAAAAAGCGCCUCCAUUGUAUGGCUGUUGCAGUGGUCAUUGUCGUUCUAUUUUGUGAAAUCUCUGCGUCCCGCAAGUUCAUCAUCGAGAUUUUGCUUAAUACUUUGUCCGCAGACAAUGUUCGCAUACCUUUGGAGCAGUCGGUGCAAGAGCUGCAGUCCCUUUUUGCUUGUGAUAUAAUCACUGUCAUUUUGGAGAGCCAGGCUUUUGGAUUGCUUGUGCGCACAGAAGAAUGCGACCUGAAGAACUUAGUUGCAAUUUUCGAUCAAGAACUUCGACUCCCAGUUUUUACUCAUAUUAUAACAACAAUCUUCCCCCUUCCAGCGGCUCGAAAAGUGAUGUUCGAUAGGGCAAAGCGCAUCUUAGACACUUGCUCAGCUACUGUGCGAUUCUCCCGAUGUGGGUUUCCCUCGACAAACGAAGCCAAAGAAAAACUUUCUUUUUUAAGCUUAGAAAAAAAAUUCGAGGAGGAUGAGGCAAGUAUAAAGCGGUCAUUGGUUAUAAUGUGUAAUCUGAUCUGCCUGAAAAAUGGGGAAGAUUCUGGAGGCUGGGACGUCUUGCAACAAAUCAUUGUUUCGAACAGACCUGUAUUGCCUGCUUCGGUAAGAGGGUGGCUUUUUGUACUCUUGCGCUCGAUCGUGAGGAAAAACCAGAUCAAUCAAGAAUACCGUUGUCGGCUGCAGGCAGCGUGCGUUCUCCGCUUCUGGAAGUUUUGCCUAGAGGCUAUAGAUACGGGCUCUGGAGGAAGAUUGAAGGUCUCAAGUGCCCUAGACGGAUGGUCGGAUUCUAUGGGGCUCGCCGGCAUGCGAAGCAUUCUUGUAGAGGAUCUGCCUAAACUUCUACAGCUGAUUUUGACAAUGGCUGAUGAGUACAGCGUUCGCGACAAGAAGCAUAAUGCUUUUCUCGUUGAAUUCUGGAGGAAGAACUUUUGGACGAUGUUGCAUGUAAUGCAGAAUGAUUGCACUCAAGACAGGCUUUUUACAUUAAGGGCAACAGAUUUCGGGGGUCCUGGUGAUUUAAUGACAGAUGCUUCGAUGCGUUGCAUUGCCUUGGCUUUGAACGCAAUUUUGAAUAUUAAUAUCAAUGUGGUAUUUUCAGGGCUCAAUUUUUCAGAAGCCGCGACAGAACUAGACUUCCGGCUAAGAAAACAGACAGAUGUUCUGUCUGAGACAACUGGCAUGUUUGCAUGCAAAGCUGAAGGCCACAUAGAUUCCAAGCUACAUCCGGAAGUUUCUCAAAUUGAGCUUGCUUUGUUCGAUCAAAUUCUUCGUUUCCUUCUUGGACGAAAGGAUGUUGAUGGAGAAUUGAACGGAGAGACUUCUACACCUGCCACCUAUCAUUGUUCUCUGUGUGACCUUCUUGUUUCUCGACAGAGGAUUGCGGCAGGUAUCCCUUCUGGCCAAGAAAGUUGUUGGGUCUACUGCCCAGACGCAGAGUGUGUCUGUGAUAUGAUUGAUGGUUUUCUAAGGGUAUGUGCGCCAUCGAUACCAUCACUUUUUGAAACGGAAGAGGAUAUGUUUGCCGCCGAAAGAAUUUUCAGAAUUAUACCUGAUUUGUGUUCGCAAGCUGUGUCUGCUUGCGAAGAAGCUUCUCCGAUGGAAACGAAAGAUUGCCAUAGAAUGCUACGAAUCGUGUGGAACUUGUACUGCAUUAUAUCUAAGGAAGACAAGGCAAAGAACCUUAUUACUUUUUUUGAGCGUCAUCGCUGUCUGAAUGAAGCCGCGAAAAUCAAAGCAGUCACUCCACCAGAAUGGCUGGAAGCCUUACAAUGUUCUGCAGACGUCGACUGUGCUGUUCAAGAUAUGAGACGCUCUGUUCUUGAACCUUUAAGACUGUGUUUGAUUGCUCUUUGCUCUUCUGGAAAGAGCGACCUAUCAGGAACGCUUGAUGUCCAUCUUGUCAUUGAGUAUCUCAUGUCUGUGGUUGUCGGUUGCUCUGAUGAUCUUCUUGUUGGUUUACGAGGAGAGAGUGGCGGCGUAACAACCGAUAUGUUUUCGCUCUUCAUAGAUUGCAUACGAUAUGCCGCUGAAAGCAUUGGCCGGAUCCCUCUCUUUUUUCUUGACAAGCAGGAGAUGUUAAAAGCCUGCUAUGUGUGCAAAGCUUCCACCCAGGCAAUUUGGAAGUUGUUAAAGGAGUACAGUGUUUGUACAGCAGCGCUCUUUACGAAAUCCGCUUCUCAAUGUUUUUACCAUUUACCAGCGGUAUGUCGGAAAAUCAAGCGAGCAUCUUUUCUGAAAUGGGGUACAUGCGUGUAUGAAUUUGACGAGACUGCUUCUUUGCUCGAAGCCUUCCAUUCUUGCCACAAAGCUCUCCUAAAAAAUACGGCCAGUGAUAAUCUGAUUGUAUCAGAACCGCCCACACUCGGUUCAGGCUCGUCAGAUGAUAGCGAUUUUGAUCCCCGCCACACAGAGAAAGAUUGUGACAAACGAUGGUUGGAGCUACAGCUCGAUUCCGAGCUGGUUUGUGGUCAGACAUUCUGCUGCAUAUUUGAUUCGCUUGAAUGGACGUGGGCUGAAUACCAAGACUUGCUUGAUAGCACUUCGAACGAUUGGCUUGGGCAUAGCCAAUUCGCUGUGUAUUGUCCGCAGCAAAUAUCUGCUCGUCAACUAGCAUUCUGGCUGGUUAGUCUGCUUUUUUCUAGUGAAUAUUUAGACCCGAAUGACGCACAUAAAGUGGCACAUGCGUGCGCGCUUUCCCCCCAAGCUAAGCUUCGAUUGGUUUUCCUUCUCGAUCGCAUUGUAUCGGUACAGCUGGAAUCUUUGAAGAUCCUUGGGGCCAUGGACAUCGAUAUGCUUGAAUCAAAAUUGAACGGGUGUUUUGUCGAAGCUUUCUGCUGUUCCGUUCCAUGGCUCACCUUCGAAGCAAAAGUCGAAAAAGGAUUUUUUCAGACAAAGAACGUCUUCCUUCAGCGUCUUUCGAAGCUUGCCAGUCGCUUAGACACGCUUGAGACUGAGCUCAAUCAUCUGAAGCAGCUGGGCUUAUCGUUCCAGACUAUUAACAAACUAUUCGAUGCUGAAAGAAAGGAAUUUGUGCGUGAAAAAAAGGACGAGGGCACUUCUAUUUUCGAUUUGACUUUACUUAUCGCAGAAAAGUUGGAUGUAUUGGAGAGGGGUCGUCUUGAGUUGGAAGGGAUAACUUUAAUUGAUGAGCAUCGACGCAAGAAACAUAAGGAGAGCAAAGAAAUUCACGUCAACUUGCGCAAGGAAUGUCGUCGUAAGAUCUUGCGCAGUCGCAAUCAAACGGUCGAUCUAUGGUUGCAGCAAGAUCGCGAAGCUGGUGAAGAUGAGGCAAAUGGGGACACUUUUGCAGAUCUGGAAGAUUUCUUGGUAGAUGGAUAAACUAGCCUAGGAUACGCAUUGCUCACAAUUGACAUCGUUG